AUGGUUAGAAAAAGUUCAGGUGGAGGUAAUUCUGUAGUUAAGGGUGGAGGGACGAUGCCCACAAAUGAAGAGUGUGGAAUCCGUGAUGUCUGGGGACACAAUCUUGAAGAAGAAUUUCGUACAAUUCGCCAGGUCGUUCAACAAUAUCCGUACGUUGCAAUGGACACUGAGUUUCCAGGCGUUGUCGCACGACCGAUAGGGGAAUUCAGAACAAGUGCUGAUUAUCAGUAUCAAUUACUCCGUUGCAAUGUUGAUUUAUUGCGGAUUAUUCAAUUAGGACUCACAUUUUUAAACGAAUCAGGUAACACACCGGGAGGUGGUUACACGACUUGGCAAUUUAAUUUUAAAUUUAAUCUGCAAUCCAGUUUUUCAACCCGAGGUUUUUAUUUAACCAGAGUUUGUAACGAUAUACCAACAUAUUUUAUUUAUUUAUUUUAUUUUGCUUUAUUUAAUAACCUAACAGCUUACACAGCCAAUAACAAGGUUAACAAAAUGAUACUGUACAGUAAUUCUAAGAUAAUUACAUUUUUAUUGUAUGGAAUUAUAAGAGAAGAUAUGUACGCUCAAGACAGUAUAGACAUGUUACAAAACAGUGGGAUUCAAUUUAAAAAACAUGAAGAAGAGGGUAUUGAUCCAUUGGAAUUUGCAGAAUUGUUGAUGACUUCAGGGAUUGUCUUGAUGGAUGACAUCAAAUGGCUCUCAUUUCAUUCUGGUUACGAUUUUGGCUAUUUAUUAAAACUACUUACUGACCAAAAUUUACCACAAGAGGAGAGUGAAUUUUUUGAGCUACUCAGGAUAUAUUUUCCAACAAUUUAUGAUGUUAAAUAUCUCAUGAAAUCGUGUAAAAACUUGAAAGGAGGAUUGCAAGAAGUUGCCGAGCAAUUAGAAUUACAACGAGUUGGUCCUCAACAUCAAGCAGGUUCUGAUUCACUUUUAACUGGAAUGGUAUUCUUCAAAAUGCGUGAGAUGUUCUUUGAAGAUAAUAUCGACGAUGCUAAAUACUGCGGACAUUUAUACGGCCUGGGCACGUCAUUUGUAGUAAAUGGAACUGGUGGUUAUCUUGAGAGUAACGGCGACAAUUCUUCAUCAUCAUAA
Messenger RNA from Cotesia congregata, 1095 nucleotides. Lineage: Eukaryota; Metazoa; Arthropoda; Insecta; Hymenoptera; Braconidae. The record is from the annotation of a GenBank genome assembly.